Molecule: messenger RNA, 1193 nt
Organism: Sipha flava (yellow sugarcane aphid)
Lineage: Eukaryota; Metazoa; Arthropoda; Insecta; Hemiptera; Aphididae
Exons: 5
Coding region: 207-1193 (328 amino acids)
Source: RefSeq, a predicted model, not a curated record
AGUGAUGAUGAAAAUAUAUUUAUAUUUACAUGUAAACAAAAUUUGGAAUUGCUACAAAGUGCAGAACACGUUUUUGGGGAUGGGACAUUUUCAUUCGCUCCGAAUAUUUUGUUCAACUUUAUACUAUUCACGUAUUUAAAAACAAUUUUUAUGUUCCUGUGGCGUUUUGUUUUUUAAGUAACAAACAUACUGAUACUUACAUCAAUAUGUGGAAAACAUUACAAAAUAUAUGUAUUCAAAUUACUGGGCAAAAUUGGUUUAGACAUAUUCAACAACAUAAAUUAUUAUCGAGCGAGUACUUAAACAACGACUCAGAAGUUGGCAAAUGGAUGAAAUGUUUUUUUGGAUUAAGUUAUUUACCUCUUGACGAAGUUUCUGAUGGAUUUUGUGAUCUUAUGUCGAUAGCACCAAGUACUACGUCUAGUAAUAUUUCUAUAUUUUCCGAUUAUAUUUUAGAAAAUUACAUUGCAUCGGACAGCAAUUUUCCUCCAACAUUAUGGGCUUGUAAACCUACUAAUAAUCCUAAGACUACUAAUGGUGCAGAGAGUUAUCACAAACAAUAUAACAGUCAGUUUUACUCUGCUCAUCCGCACAUACAUCAAGUAAUCGACGUCAUUAUUGAAAUUCAAAGUGACACUGAUUUAAAAAUUAAUUCAAUAAACAAUAAAAUCAUAAAUUUCAAAAGAAAAGAGAUAAUUAAUAAGGAGAUACAAUUGGAAAACAUUUGGAAUGAAUAUAAAAAUAAUAUUAUUAAUCUUGUGUCUAUGGACUAUACAUCAGAUAAAAACUUCACUGAUGAAGAUGAAAUUAUAAAUCUUGAAAGUCCUGGACCAUCAUCAAUCAAACGAGCAAGAAAGGAAAUUAUAAACCACCGUUUAUCGGCAGCAUUAGAUAAAUGCAAAGUAAGUGACCGAGAUGCUGUAUAUUUACUUACAGCUGCAGCUGAAUCGUUUGAUGUCAAUACUAACUUAACAAGAAAGGACACAAUAGAUCAUCUUCUUGUGAUUAUCACAGCUCUUAAUGUUGAACAAUUAUUAAGAGUUCCACAAUUACCAUCUGGGAAUGGAAAUAAAAUAUGUUCAGCUGUGUAUAAUACUUUAAACGAUUGGUGUCUAUUAGAUCAAGUUGAAGAUUUCAUUGUUCAAGAUUAUAGAAAGCAACACCCGGGAUUUAGUAUUGAAGUUUUAAAAUAA